Messenger RNA from Grammomys surdaster, 2362 nucleotides. It is a transcript of the gene Ttc4, whose product is annotated as tetratricopeptide repeat domain 4. Gene Ontology annotation, molecular function: Hsp90 protein binding. The transcript has 10 exons. Lineage: Eukaryota; Metazoa; Chordata; Mammalia; Rodentia; Muridae. Bases 41 to 1201 code for a protein of 386 amino acids. The record is from RefSeq and is a predicted model, not a curated record.
CUUGGUCCCCCGGGCUGAAGCGCCGAAUUUGUGAGCUGCCAUGGAGAAUGCUGAGUCUGACCCUUCUGAUGACACUUCCAUGGACGCGUUCCUGGAAAAGUUCCAGAGCCAGCCUUACCGCGGCGGCUUCCGCGAGGACCAGUGGGAGGAGGAAUUUGACAAGAUACCCCUAUUUAUGAAAAAGGCUCCAUCAGAAAUUGACCCCAAGGAGUUUCCUGACUUGGCUUGCCUCCAGUCGAUCAUUUUUGAUGAUGAGCGAUCUCCAGAAGAGCAAGCCAAGACCUAUAAAGAUGAGGGCAAUGACUACUUUAAAGAAAAAGACUAUAAGAAAGCUGUCGUUUCAUACAGCGAAGGGUUGAAGAAGAAGUGUGCAGACCCUGAUUUGAAUGCCGUCCUGUAUACCAACCGGGCAGCAGCACAGUACUAUCUUGGCAAUUUUCGCUCUGCCCUCAAUGACGUCCUGGCUGCCAAGAAGCUAAAGCCUGGUCACCUGAAAGCCAUCAUAAGAGGUGCCCUGUGCCAUCUUGAACUGAAACACUUUGCUGAGGCUGUGAACUGGUGUGAUGAGGGACUACAAAUUGAUGCCAAAGAGAAGAAGCUUCUAGAAAUGAGGGCAAAAGCAGACAAGCUAAAGAGAAUGGAAGAGAGGGAUCUGAGGAAAGCAAAGUUGAAGGAAAAGAAGGAACAGAGUCAGAAUGAGGCUUUGCUCCAGGCCAUCAAGGCUAGGAAUAUCCGGCUUGUCUCUGAAUCAGUUGGUGGGGAUGAAGAUUCAGCCUCCAAUGGUCCAGUUGAGAUGCUUCUGAAUGGGCUCAGCUCUGAGAACCCCUGUGGAGCCAGGCUAAGUAUAGAUGACCAAGGCAGGUUGAGCUGGCCUGUGCUGUUCCUGUACCCGGAGUAUGCGCAGUCUGACUUCAUCUCUGCUUUUCAUGAGGACACCAGGUUUAUUGACCAUCUAAUGGCGAUGUUUAGUGAAGCACCGUCCUGGGACUCAGAGCACAAGUACCACCCAGAUAGUUUGGAGGUCUACUUCGAGGAUGAGGACAAGGCAGAGCUAUACCAGGUGUUCCCUGGGAGCACCCUGCUGCAGGUGCUGCAGCACCCAAGGUUCUUCGUGAAGGCCCUUACCCCAGCAUUCCUGGUCUGUGUAGGAUCCUCUCCUUUCUGUAAGAAUUAUCUCCAGGGGAAAAGGGUGCACAGGUAACAUGGGAGCCAGACCCUGGGGUCUCUUCCCUCAACUUCCUCUGCCUGGACUCUACACACUUGAAUCAUCUGGCCUAGACUCCAGCACUCUAGCCUCUUGUUGGGGAAGAAGCUGCUGGACUCCCUGAACCUAACUAAGCCAGUCUGGCUGAGUGCUGGGCUCCAGCUGGGCCUCACCCUCCUCAGAUUCUCAGCUCCGCCCUGGCCAGUACAUCUUUGGAGUCCAUCUCUGAAGAAAGCAUUCACUGCAAUUACCUGCUGGCCUUGGUAACUCCCUGGCCCAGAGACUAUCUCAGGAUGCAGUGACAGUCUUAACCUUUGUGUUAUCGGGCAUAUACAGAAGGCACAGCUCCAAGACAGUAAGCCAGCCCUGCAUCAUACUCUAAGGCCUUAAGGCUUGAAAGAUUCGCUCGGUUGCUUCACCAGCAUGGAGGAAAGAAAGCCAAGGGAUGCUGUGGAUGCCAUGAGGUGACUGGAGCUAGGAAGCCACCUCCCGUUUCUGUGUUGACGGUGACUGGGAUCUUCAGGAUUACUCAGAGCCCUACUGGAUUCUCUGACCAGUAGAGUUGUAGUGUGAGAACUGCAACAGACCUGGUGGUAGCCACAGUGCUUUCCUCCAAUCCUCAGCUCGAGUUAUGCUCCUGCCUCCACAGAAAAAUGCUGAGUUGAGGCGUGCACCACCGUGCCUGGCCAGGAUUUCAUGCCUUUUGAUCCAGUCUUUGCCUGUCACAGGCUGGUUUUGUCUUGAGCUGUUCUUUGCAUCCUAGAGAUUAUGUGUACUCUUACCUGCAGCUGAGUGGCUUCCUGCAGUGUCCACGCCAUCUCCCAAGGGGAGUGUACUUCUCAAUGCCCAUGCAAGAGCUAUGAGAUGGGGCUUGUGCCACAUCUGACAGAAGCUUGAGGAGCCAGUGGGCAGUGGUUUGCAAGUAAGCUUGUGUUCUUUUCCCUUUAGCAUGAGGCCCCAUUUCUCAAGUAGGAACAUUCUUUACACCUGGGUGUCUGAGCAACGCUCACAGCAGCUGGCCUAAAGCCACUGUUUGUAACAUGAGUGGCAAAUGUUUCUGUAGUAAACACUGAGAUUUGGGGGGUUGUUUGUCACUAUAGGAAAAACGACUAAUACAUCAUUAAACUGAAACCAGCUGGUAGCCUUCAGAUGGGCUAA